Molecule: messenger RNA, 1338 nt
Organism: Microtus ochrogaster (prairie vole)
Lineage: Eukaryota; Metazoa; Chordata; Mammalia; Rodentia; Cricetidae
Gene: Zranb3
Product: DNA annealing helicase and endonuclease ZRANB3-like
Exons: 8
Biological process (GO): DNA repair; replication fork processing
Cellular component (GO): nuclear replication fork
Molecular function (GO): nucleic acid binding; ATP binding; DNA endonuclease activity
Source: RefSeq, a predicted model, not a curated record
UCUAGUCCCGGGAGAUUUUAGUCACUGGAUAUAUGGAAGGCAGCUAUAUUUCUUCAGGGAAUAUUUGUAGAGCGCCUGAGGAGGAAAGGAGAAUUUUGUCCGUCUGUGGGAGAUGUGGGGAAGGCUUUAAGGAUGUGGCUCCUCCCCUUAGCGGUAACGGGUUCCAAGCGGAACACCUGGUUUCUCCGGUCUUAGUGGUGGAGGGCAGGACUGCGGAGUGCUUUGGCUUGUGGAACUACAGUUCCCAAGAUGCUUUGCCACGCCCCCCGAGCAGUUUCCUCCACUUGCUUCCUGUCGUGUCUCAUGGGACUUGUAGUUCUUGAGAGGUUACCACGCGCCCUUCUUGUCCAGCUCCUUGUAUCCAGGCUCACCAUGCCUACGGCUGGUAACAAAAAGAAGGCUCCUACACCUCAGAUUUCUUCUUUAACAAGUGAAUCAUAUACACAGUUGGAUUUUUUACCUGAUAAACUUAGAGAAAAGCUGCUUCCAUUCCAGAAAGAUGGCAUCAUUUUUGCCCUCAGAAGAGAUGGCAGGUGUAUGGUGGCAGACGAAAUGGGGCUAGGGAAGACAAUCCAGGCAAUUGCAGUUGCUUACUUCUACAAAGAGGAAUGGCCUCUGCUGAUAGUCGUCCCUUCAUCUCUGAGGUACCCUUGGACAGAAGAACUAGAAAAAUGGAUCCCAGAACUAGAGCCACAGGAGAUCAAUAUCAUCAUGAACAAAACUGACAUUGGGAGAAUAUCAACCAGCAGAGUGACCGUCCUAGGCUAUGGUCUCCUAACCACAGACGCAGAGACUUUGAUAGGUGCACUGAACAGCCAGAACUUCAGAGUCGUGAUAGUGGAUGAAUCACACUACAUGAAGUCCAGAACUGCUGCCCGCAGCCAGAUUCUCCUGCCGCUGGUGCAGAAAGCCAAGCGAGCCAUUCUUCUUACGGGAACCCCCGCUCUGGGAAGGCCUGAGGAGCUUUUCAUGCAGAUUGAGGCUCUCUUCCCACAAAAAUUUGGAACUUGGAUCGAGUAUGCUAAAAGAUACUGCAAUGCACACGUCAGAUACUUUGGUAAAAGGCGCCAGUGGGAUUGCAGGGGGGCGUCAAACCUUGGCGAGCUUCACCAGCUGCUAAGUGACAUAAUGAUCAGAAGACUAAAGAGUGAAGUCCUAAGCCAGCUGCCCCCUAAAGUCAGACAGCGCAUUCCAUUCGACCUCCCGCCAGCAGCUGUCAAGGAACUAAAUGCCAGCUUUGAAGAAUGGCAAAAACUAAUGAGAGCUCCAAAUUCAGGUGCCGUGGAGACAGUUAUGGGGUUGAUAACGCGCAUGUUUAAACAGACUGCGAUUGCCAAG